GGGGACGCGUUUCUUCUCACCACCACCAUGUCCUCGCUUGCUCGCAGUGCUCUUCGUCUUCCUCGUCGCGUCGCCGUCCCUUCAUCCCUCCGUUCCAUCCAAACCUCGGCCGAUACUACCCAGCUUUCUUCAUCUCCUCCUCAGGGCUUAGACGACCCCUUCCAAGUUAGAAUUCAUGAAGACUCUUUCCAGACGUACAACUGUGAAAAACCGUCUUUAGAUGUCACUGUGACCAAGGGAGAGCUGUUGAAGAUGUACACGGAGAUGCAGACCAUGCGACGGAUGGAGAUGGCUGCCGACCAACUUUACAAGGCCAAGUUGAUUAGAGGUUUCUGCCAUUUGGCUAUCGGGCAGGAAGCCAUUUCGGUCGGUUUAGAGCAUGGUAUAACUCCAAAUGACCGUGUUAUUACCGGUUAUCGUUGCCAUCCUUUUGCUGUUUUACGAGGAGGUAGCAUCGCGGGUGUGCUUGGAGAACUGCUCGGACGCCAAAUCGGCAUGUCCAACGGUAAAGGUGGCUCCAUGCACAUCUUCACUCCAUCUUUCUACGGUGGAAACGGUAUUGUCGGUGCUCAAGUCCCGGUUGGUGCUGGCGUAGCAUUCGCACAAAAGUACAAGGAAAAAGAUAACUGUACGUUUGCCCUGUACGGAGACGGUGCCAGUAACCAGGGACAGGUGUUCGAGGCUUUCAACAUGGCCAAACUUUGGGAACUUCCCGUCGUUUUCGUUUGCGAGAAUAACAAAUACGGAAUGGGUACCCCCGCCGAGCGAAGCUCUUCCAACACCCAAUACUUCACCCGUGGUGACAAAAUACCUGGUCUCCAGGUCAAUGGAAUGGACAUCAUCGCUUCCAAACAUGCGGCUCAGUAUGCCAGAAAGUGGACCGUUGAUGACAAAAAAGGUCCUCUUCUCCUUGAGUUCGUCACCUACCGUUACGGUGGACACUCAAUGUCCGACCCCGGAACUACUUACCGCACUCGCGAAGAAGUUCAGAGGAUGCGGAGCACUCAGGACCCCAUCCGUGGUCUCCAGAAAUAUAUUGAAGAAUGGGGUCUUGCCUCUGAGCAGGAACUCAAGCAAAUCGACAAAGAGGCUAAGUCGAAGAUAGAUGCUGCCGUUGAGGAGGCAAAGGCAUCUCCUGAGCCCAAGGUCGAUGACCUCUGGACCGAUAUCUAUUACAAGGGUACUGAGCCUCCCUUCAUGAGGGGUAGGGAGAGAGAAGAGGUUCACUACUACUAAUUCAUUGCUGCAAUGUUAUCGUUGGACAAUCUGGAUUCCUGCAUGUUGCAUGUUGCCUAGACUAUAAUAGUAUUAGUUCCACCUCAUGAAACCAUCGCCUAGGGUCUAUGCACUCCUUGAGUGGCCAGUGGGCAGGGAGGGCCGAA
Molecule: messenger RNA, 1382 nt
Organism: Marasmius oreades (fairy-ring Marasmius)
Lineage: Eukaryota; Fungi; Basidiomycota; Agaricomycetes; Agaricales; Marasmiaceae
Exons: 7
Coding region: 28-1236 (402 amino acids)
Biological process (GO): pyruvate decarboxylation to acetyl-CoA
Cellular component (GO): intracellular membrane-bounded organelle
Molecular function (GO): pyruvate dehydrogenase (acetyl-transferring) activity
Source: RefSeq, a predicted model, not a curated record